GCAGCUUGGGUUGGGCUGAAUUGGCUAACAAGUGAGCAGAACACCGGCGAACGGCGCGGCAUUCGCUGACGGACGAGCGGCGCUGAAGCAACAACAAGUGGCGACAGAUCCCCCUUUAAAAAAAAGGAGGCAUCCAUACAAAACCCAGUAAAUAACAACAAAAAGAAAAUCCAGGAUGGGAAGCUGUUGCUCGAAGGAUCUGGACGAUAAGCGCUCCUGGAGCCCCGAGGAGACCAAAAACGGCAGCACCACCUCGACCAUCAUUGCCCAGCCGCUGGACGAGGUCGGCACCACCGGGGUCUUCACACUCACACGCACCACCACGAACACCACCAGCAGCACCACGCGACAGGAGAAGACGGUGACCACCACCAACGACGACGAGCAGGAUUAGAGGGAAUAGCUGGCCAUCCCAUCCCAUCCAGUUAUGGACUUACUAUCCACUAAAUAUAUGCCAUUUUUUUUUACACCUUUUGUUGAAACAAUUUCAAUGCCAUGAGUGUUUGCUCAGUGUGUGUGUGAGUGUGUGAGUGCGGUGUGUGUGUGUAUGAAUACCGGAAUGUACAUACCGACAGUGUGAAUAUGAAUAUACGAAUCAAGUUAAGCUGUUAACGAGUAAUUAAUAAUUGUUAUGCGCCUGAAUACCAAUUUCGUAAUAAAUUGUUGAAUCGCUAAACA
Molecule: messenger RNA, 678 nt
Organism: Drosophila ficusphila
Lineage: Eukaryota; Metazoa; Arthropoda; Insecta; Diptera; Drosophilidae
Exons: 2
Coding region: 176-394 (72 amino acids)
Source: RefSeq, a predicted model, not a curated record